This is a messenger RNA of Cimex lectularius (bed bug), 1521 nucleotides long. RefSeq names its product vacuolar protein sorting-associated protein 72 homolog (gene YL-1). Gene Ontology annotation, cellular component: nucleus. Gene Ontology annotation, biological process: regulation of DNA-templated transcription; chromatin remodeling. Gene Ontology annotation, molecular function: ATP-dependent H2AZ histone chaperone activity. Bases 119 to 1381 code for a protein of 420 amino acids. The record is from RefSeq and is a predicted model, not a curated record. The transcript has 7 exons. Lineage: Eukaryota; Metazoa; Arthropoda; Insecta; Hemiptera; Cimicidae.
AAAUCUAAAAGGUAACUUUAUGGUUACUCGUGUUGUUGUGUUCUUCCCUGUUAACACUAAAGUGUGUGUAAAUUGAAAAUAGAGUCGAAAAAUCUAAAAAAUCUGUCUAACGUUUACAAUGGCAGCGACUCGAGAGAGGAGGGUGAACGCCGGAAAUAAGUUGUCGAAACUUUUGAAUGAAGAGGAGGAAGACGAUUUUUAUAAGACUACCUACGGAGGUUUCGAGGAGAUCGAAAACGACUUAGACUAUAAGUCCGAAGAGGAAUGCGAAGAUGUCGUCGAUUCUGACUUCAGCAUCGACGAAAACGACGAAGUUAUCUCGGAUCACGAGGACGAUGACAAGAAAAGAAGGAAGCCUCUAGUAACCAGAGCUUAUAAAGAGCCAAAACCAGCUAAGAAAAAGGAAGUAAAGGAGGAAGUAAAAAAUGACAAAAAAGCGUCUUCCAAGCCAAAAUAUACACCCAAACCGCUAUCCCAGCCGUUAGAGAGAAAAUCUAUAAGAAAAUCUACAGCAGUGAAAUCAGCAGCAACUGCACAAAGAGUUAAAGAGAGAAAAGCAUUAAGGCUACAAAGAAAGUUGCCAAAGCCAGUUGACAACUGGAAGCCUACACAAGAAGAACUUCUUGAAGAAGCAAAAAUCACUGAAGAAGAAAAUAUAAAAUCGUUAGAGAAAUUUUAUAAAAUGGAAUUGGAGAAAAAGAAGAACAGGGUUGUGAAGAAAACGUUCAAUGGCCCAGUCAUCCGUUAUUGUUCAGUUUCAAUGCCUCUUAUAACAGAAAUUGAAAGCCCAGAAAUAAACAUAUUUGUUUUUAGAGUUCACGAGGAAGAAAAGAAGCCUAUUACAACUAAUUUUCUAAUAACAGAAGAUACUCCAAUGGUUAUAGAUCCAAAUGAAAAUGGUUCGACUGAAUUAGCUGGUGAAGUAGAAAUAUCAACACAUGUCGAUCCAGUUGUGCCUGUGAAAACCGAAGUGAAGGAAGAAGCUCAGGAAAGCAAACCACUACAAACAGUUGGACGGUGUGAAAGAACCUUCAUUACGUUCAGUGAUGAAGCCACAUUUAGAAAGGCUUUUCCUAUAAAACGGCCUCCGGUAUUGAAAGAACCAAAAAUCUGUCCUAUUACAAGAUUACCUGCUAAGUAUCUAGACCCACGGACUCACUGUGCUUUUAGAAAUGUUAGGGCUUUCAAAGUGAUGAGGGAAGCUUAUUACAUGCAAUUAGAUAAUAAAAUUGCCAAAGGGACAGUCGAUGGCCUCAAUCCCGAAGAACUUGAAAAAUGGAUCCCUUACAGGGCGAAAAUGAACCAACAGAAAUCCCUAAGCAACAACUCAAAGAUUCGUAUCGACCCAGCAACCCUGCAGUUAGCGCAGAUAAAAGUCUGACAAAUGGUUCCGGGCGCUGCAAGUACCGCCCACCAUUCUGGCACUGUUUUGCACAUUCUUCCGUAAAAUUUUUUAAACAUUUCUCGCACAAAAAUGUACUCCAAUUGUUUUUUAUAAGGUGUCCAACAAGUAAAUAAUUA